Cadophora gregata is the source of this 3429-nucleotide messenger RNA. RefSeq lists its product as uncharacterized. Gene Ontology annotation, molecular function: CoA-ligase activity. Bases 1486 to 3168 code for a protein of 560 amino acids. NCBI's taxonomy places the organism in Eukaryota, Fungi, Ascomycota, Leotiomycetes, Helotiales, Ploettnerulaceae. The record is from RefSeq and is a predicted model, not a curated record. The transcript has 7 exons.
ACUUGCUUGCAACAUCAGAGGGUAUGGUGAAGCCAGUCUUGCUCAGGAGACUUUGUGGUUAAGAGUGUUAGGGUCCACAUGUACGACUUCCAUUGGCAGCGACAAAAUGAAGAAAAAGAAGCCAAAACAAAAGCGUCUAAAAUCCAACGUUCUCUUGACGCGUUCUAGAUAUUUUUCCAUGAGCCCUUCACGGCGUGUAUAAUAGUUGUCGUUAGUGGCGGGAAAGUUGAGCAGUCCGUGCGGGUGUGAGAAGACGAUGACGAUACUGUAAGGUAUGCUGGAGCUCAUCCCUGCAAGAGCUUCACAGCAGCCAAGAGCUCCGAAUCCCCACUAAAUUCCAUUCCAAAAAACAAUUGAGAAGCAGGAGCUUGAGCUUGAGCUUCAGACAAACAUCUCCUUCAUCGAGCAGACCAAAAGAAAAGGAUUCCAAAAUAUGAAGGGUCUCCCUCCAACCCUAUUGUGGCGGACAAUGAUCCAGGCCGAGGAGCCGAAUCCUGGCUCCUGUUGUCUCCAAAGUCCGAAGAGCUGCCCCUGCUUCUACAUAACAUCCAUCAGCGAGACGUCAAAUCUCACUCUUACGACAAACGAUACGGGCGUAAAUGACCGCAGAAGAGCAGCAUGGGCACAAGAAACUGAACUGUCAGUGAGAGAUCAGCAGUGCGCUGGAAAAUUCCGUUAAUCCGGAGCUACCAAACCUUCUCGAGCUUGCACGAACGGGAGCACGACACGAGAGCAGGUCUCAAGCUUCCCCUCCCAGCAUUGAGCUGAUGGUGGACAAGCCAGCAUUGAUAUCGAUGCUUGCCCAGAGAAGAUUGAUUGCCCUCAUAUCAUCACCGUUCCUCUCCAUAUUCUAUGCAUCUAAUGCAUCUACAAAUCUCUCAAUUCUGCUGAGUGGUUCUGUGAAAAGGAUAUGUGCCGCCUGGUUUCAUCUGUCGUCCUCCAAAAAUUCCCAGUGUUCGAAUGUUGACCUCGGUUUCGGCCCAGCUCACACGUCGGCCGCAGUUCAAAGCGGAUCUGACCCCGCAACUUUGGGAAACCGGGGGUACUGUACCAAGGACCUAAAGGACGAGGCGCUGCUUCCAAGUUGUCUGAAGUCUGAAGCUCUUCAUUUCUCCUCCUGUGGCCGUUUUACUCUCCUACAUAUCAUCAGCUUCGGAAGAAGAAUCCAAGAUCGCGUGCCUCCAUCGCUGUUGAGCUUUACAAGCCAUUGAAAGCAGGAACGAACAGACUUUGAGCUACCCCUGCAGGAUUACCUCGAAUCGCCCCGACCCGACUGUGCAGCUCCACUCCAGAUUAAUAACUCGUCUUCACCAUGGUCUUCACACCACCCUCUUGGGUGCCCAAACUCCCCGAUGGUAAGCCCUAAACACGCUUUCUACAGUCUUAACUAAUCUGCGACAUCUGCGACUGCACCUAUGAGUUAGCAAAGAAGAAUGGCUAAGUCAACCCCUCACAGUCCCCGACACGGUCCCCAUCAGCCAGUUCAUGCUAGACGACUCCUACGGCCGCUGCCCUCUCAAGAAAUCGAGAAAUCCGUUCACAUGUGGCCUCUCAGGGAAGACAUAUACGGCGUCGGAGAUGGUGGGUAGGGUCGAUCAGCUGGCGAGGGCUUUGGCAAAGGAAUUUGGAUGGCAGGUGAACAAGGGGACGGAGUGGGAUAAAGUCGUGGGAAUCUUUGCUCUGAAUACUGUUGAUUCUAUGACUUUAGCAUAUGCUAUUCACAGACUUAAUGGCAUUGCGACUCCAGCAAACGCAGCAUACUCUACCUCAGAGUUGGAGUUCCAGCUGAAGUCCUCUGGGGCAAAGGCUCUUUUCACAUGUAUACCCCUCCUCGAAACCUCUCUCCAAGCAGCCAAAGCUGUCGGCAUCCCAAAAGAGCGAAUUUAUAUUCUAGAAUUACCAAAGGAGCUGUCAGGAGAUAAACAGCUUCCUUUCAAGACUGCAUCGCAAUUGAUUGAAGCUGGUAGCAAGCUUCCUGCGCUUGAAGAGUUGAAGUGGGAGAAGGGACAAGGUGCCCGACAAACAGCAUAUCUUUGUUACUCCAGUGGAACGUCUGGGUUGCCUAAAGGUGUUAUGAUCAGCCAUCGCAACGUUAUAUCAAAUGUUCUGCAGAUUGGAUUGUUCGAAAAGCCCGUCAGAGACAAAAGGCCUGAGAAUGAGAGAACUGAAGUUGGGUUGGGACUUUUGCCGCUCAGCCAUAUUUAUGGUUUGGUUGUGAUUGCUCAAGCCAGUACUUAUCGCGGAGAUGGAGUGAUCAUUCUCCCAAAGUUUGAGCUUCAAUCGUUCUUGAAGGCUAUUCAAACUCAUAAGAUCACAACUUUGUACUUGGUUCCUCCGAUCAUUAUCCAAUUGGCAAAGAACCAGCAGGUUGUCUCCAAAUAUGACCUCAGUAGUGUCCAAGCAAUCUUUACUGGAGCAGCACCACUCGGUGCUGAAACCGCAGAAGACUUGCAAAAGAUCUAUCCGUCAUGGAAAAUCAGACAAGGCUAUGGUCUCACAGAAACUUGCACGGUAGUAUGCUCCAGUUCUGAAAACGAUAUAUUCUUCGGAACAAGUGGCUCGCUUCUUCCAGGAUACAAGGCCAAGAUCAUGUCCAUCGAAGGUGUUGAGAUUACAGGAUAUGAACAACCAGGAGAGCUAGUCGUUCAAUCCCCAUCUGUGGUGCUCGGCUACCUGAACAACGACAAGGCCAACCAGGAAACUUUCAUCGAUGAUACCGAUGGUCUUGGAAGAUGGAUGCGCACAGGUGAUGAAGCAGUGAUUCGCAAGUCUCCGGCUGGGACUGAACAUAUUGCUAUUGUGGAUCGUAUUAAGGAGCUUAUCAAGGUCAAGGGUCUUCAAGUCGCUCCCGCCGAACUCGAAGCGCACAUCCUUACGCACCCCUCCGUUGCUGAUUGUGCCGUCAUCCCCGUUCCCGACGACGCAGCAGGCGAAGUGCCGAAAGCCUUCGUCGUCAAGUCUUCAUCCGUUGGCCUCGAAGACAACGACCGUAUGAUCGCCAGAGACAUUCAGAAACACGUCGAGGAACAUAAAGCAAGGCAUAAGUGGUUAAAGGGUGGCGUGGAGUUCUUGGAUGUGGUGCCGAAGAGUCCCAGUGGGAAGAUUUUGAGAAGGUUGUUGAGGGAUAAAGAGAAGGAGGCAAGGAGGGCGAAGGGUGCGAAAUUGUAGAUUCCGGUGCGGAGUUGGGAGGACAGCUGGAUGGUGUUAUGUGUAGAUGGUUUUUAGAUCAUUGAGAUGUGUAAACAUCUCGGUUGGAAUUUGAUAUCGAGAUUACCAGCGUUAAUCUUUCUUUGUGGUGCCGCAGUGUAUUUUGGAUUUUUGAAGAUUGAGAAAAAGGAGGAGGACAGCCUUCACAGGAGCUUGGAAGAUUUACACUGGUAGAAGAGCAGAUGGUAUCACCAAUGCACGAUGUAUCUCUUCACUCCAGUG